Cannabis sativa is the source of this 1329-nucleotide messenger RNA. Its product is annotated as disease resistance protein RPP8-like. Bases 1 to 1329 code for a protein of 442 amino acids. The record is from RefSeq and is a predicted model, not a curated record. NCBI's taxonomy places the organism in Eukaryota, Viridiplantae, Streptophyta, Magnoliopsida, Rosales, Cannabaceae. The transcript is spliced from 2 exons.
AUGAGUUCAACAGGAAGGAUUAAAUCAAUUUGCAUUCAUGAUCUCAUGCGAGAUUUGUGUGUGUCUAAAGCUCAAGAAGAAAACUUUCUACAUUUUAUUGAUUGGAGAACGAAUAGAGAGGAAGAACCAAUAGAAACAAAUAUUAGAAGAAUUGCCAUAUGUGUUCAUGAAAGUUCUAAUUAUGAUUUCAUUCAUGAAGCUCGAAAUAUAGAUGGCUCUCUUAGGUCCCUUUCUGUACAUGGUAAGGGGAGAGUCAUAGAUGUUAUGUACAGAAAAAGAGUAUUGAGUCAUGUAUGCAAUCGCUUUUUGAUGCUUAGAGUUUUGAUCAUGGAUGAGAAUGAUGCUAGGUAUGAAACUAAACUGCCUACAGAAAUUGGGAAUUUGAUCCAUCUAAGGUUAUUAAGUAUUCCUAAUUGGCGAAUUGAAAAGAUUCCAUCUUCUUUUGGGAAUUUAAGAUGCCUACAGACUUUGAGAGUAUCGCCUCAGAUUGAUAUAAUAAUACCAAAUUCAUUGUGGAAGUUGGAAAAGUUGAGGCAUCUAUAUUUCUCAAAUCUAGUUGGUGGCAUAGAAUUUGGUAAAUUCUUGAGAUCAAUUAAGUCUAGAAAUUUUCAGACAUUGGUAGGUGUUCGUACCAAGGAUCUUUUUUUGAGUGAUAUUCUACAACAGGAGAGUCUCAAAAAAUUACGAAUUUGUGUGGAUAGAAAUUUUGAGACAUUCUUACACAAUCCCCAAACUCUCACAUUCACUCGUCUUUUCUCUUUACAAGUAUAUAAUCCAUCUUACAUCAACAUAAUAGAUAUUGUUCCUUUCUUACUAAGCUGUCCUUGUAUUUAUAAGCUUAGAGUGCGGUCACCUAUAGUAAGAUUACCACAAGACAACCAAUUCUCCCCAAAUCUCAUCAAGUUACAGUUGAGUAAUCUCCAACUUAAGGAUGAUCCAAUGCCAACAUUAGAAAAGCUACCAAAAUUAAGAGUCCUUAGAAUUGACUAUGAUAGCUUUAUGGGAGAAGAGAUAGUGUGCUCAAGAGGAGGUUUCCCUCGACUUGAAUCUCUUCAGCUUACUAUUUUGAAAAACUUAAAAGAGUGGAAAGUGGAAGAGAAUGCAUUGUGUAGACUUGGCUAUUUGCGAAUUGGUUGUUGUUGUAGAUUGACAAGUAUUCCAAAUGGACUAAGAAACAUUAGUACACUCAAUGAGAUGGUCAUAGAGAAUAUGCCUAAGAAAUUCAAAGAAAGGAUGGAGCAAGGAGGAGACGAUUUCUACAAAAUCAACCACGUGCCAUCACGUGUUUUUACCAACUGUGAUGAAGAUUUUGAGGUUGGCUAUAUAUGA